Messenger RNA from Blepharisma stoltei, 429 nucleotides. The record is from the annotation of a GenBank genome assembly. NCBI's taxonomy places the organism in Eukaryota, Ciliophora, Heterotrichea, Heterotrichida, Blepharismidae.
AUGGCAGGCAAAAAAGGUGAGGCCAAGAAGACUGCUAAAGCAGUUCGCAAAGGAGGAAAAGAGCAGAAGCACAAAAGAGUGACCAGCGUGAGGUUCAGAAGACCAGACACCAAAAUAGUAGCAAGAACUCCUAAGUACGCUCGCAAGAGUCUUCCAGGCAAAACCAGACUUGACAAGUUUUCCACCAUCACUAUGCCUCUCGCCACUGAAAAGGCCUUAAAGACAAUUGAAGAUCAUAACACUUUGGUUUUCCUCGCUCACCCAAUGGCUAACAAAAAACAAAUCAAGGACGCUGCUGAGAAGCUUUAUAACAUCAAAGUUGCAAAAGUCAACACCUUAAUCAGGCCAGAUGGAAAGAAGAAAGCUUUCAUAAAAGUAUCACCUGAAUAUGAAGGACUUGAUAUCGCAAACAAGAUAGGCAUCAUCUAA